Molecule: messenger RNA, 282 nt
Organism: Symbiodinium necroappetens
Lineage: Eukaryota; Dinophyceae; Suessiales; Symbiodiniaceae
Source: the annotation of a GenBank genome assembly
GGCCGAAAGAGGGCGCAGAGUUUCAUCUCGUCCGCGGCAGAGUGGGCGCAGAAGAACCUCGUGUCCGAGAGCUUAACCAAGUGGCCAGACACGAAGGAGGGUCUGGAGAAGAUCAAAGAGCUCUGGCUCUCCAGUGCUAAGAAGGACGACCGCGCAACGCUGGAGCCCCUCUGGGGUGAGGUGCAAAGGAAUGCUUCGAGACCAGGGGCCUACUUGGCGAAUUGCAGCGACUAUGUGGCCUCCACAGGUGUGCCUGUGCCGUCGCUUCUGGUCAAUGGCAAG